GUUAUAUUAUUUUUUUGAUCUUUUAAAUUACGUACUUUAUUGAAGAGUAGCCUUCUAAUGUCAGCGUCCAAUCGGGAGGCGGAUUGACGUCACACAGCAGGACCAAACAAGCAGCAUCCAGGAGCGCGAGCCUUGCACCUCCGCCUCAUAACGCAGUGAUAGAAGAUAAGAUGGCCACCUCCUCCUCCAAUCUGGAAGAAGAUGAAAGUCUGAAAGGCUGCGAGGUUUUCGUGCAGAAACACAACAUACAGCAGAUCCUCAAAGAGUGCAUCGUCAACUUGUGCGUCGCCAAGCCCGAGCGGCCUAUGAAGUUCCUGCGGGAACACUUUGAGAAGCUGGAGAAGGAAGAAUGCACGCAGAUCAUGGCCCGUCAGAAGUCCAACUCUCAGUCCGACUCUCACGAUGAUGAAGUGUCUCCUCCUCCUCCAAACCCGGUGGUGAAGGCUCGGCGCCGGAGAGGUGGGGUCAGUGCCGAGGUCUACACAGAGGAGGAUGCCGUCAGCUACGUCAGAAAGGUCAUUCCAAAGGACUACAAGACAAUGACCGCCCUCGCCAAAGCCAUCUCUAAGAACGUGCUGUUUGCCCACCUGGACGACAAUGAGAGAAGUGACAUAUUUGAUGCCAUGUUCCCGGUCACACACAUCGCCGGAGAGACAGUAAUCCAGCAAGGUGAUGAAGGGGACAACUUCUAUGUGAUUGAUCAAGGAGAAGUUGACGUGUAUGUAAAUGGUGAAUGGGUGACUAGUAUUGGAGAGGGUGGUAGUUUUGGAGAGUUAGCCCUGAUAUAUGGAACUCCUCGAGCUGCUACUGUGAAAGCCAAGACUGACAUGAAACUGUGGGGAAUAGACAGAGACAGCUACCGACGCAUCCUCAUGGGAAGCACGUUGAGGAAGAGGAAGAUGUAUGAAGAGUUCCUCAGUAAGGUGUCUAUACUUGAAUCCCUUGAUAAAUGGGAGAGGCUGACUGUGGCCGAUGCCCUGGAGCCUGUGCAGUCUGAAGAUGGAGAGAAGAUCGUAGUGCAGGGAGAACCUGGAGAUGAUUUCUUCAUUAUUACAGAGGGAACAGCAUCUGUUCUGCAGCGCAGGUCUGAUAAUGAGGAAUAUGUUGAAGUGGGCCGCCUGGGUCCGUCUGACUACUUCGGUGAGAUAGCACUGCUACUGAACAGACCCCGUGCGGCCACUGUCGUGGCCAGAGGUCCGCUCAAGUGCGUGAAGCUGGACAGGCCUCGUUUCGAGCGUGUCCUCGGGCCCUGCUCUGAGAUCCUCAAGAGGAACAUUCAGAGAUAUAACAGCUUCAUUUCCCUCACAGUUUAACCCAGCCAUCCGACAAUUGUCUAGACCUCUGGCAGGUUACUUGGGUGCCUGGUUGUAUAAAAUAAUGUGU
Molecule: messenger RNA, 1383 nt
Organism: Carassius carassius (crucian carp)
Lineage: Eukaryota; Metazoa; Chordata; Actinopteri; Cypriniformes; Cyprinidae
Gene: prkar1b
Product: protein kinase, cAMP-dependent, regulatory, type I, beta
Exons: 11
Coding region: 171-1313 (380 amino acids)
Biological process (GO): regulation of protein phosphorylation
Cellular component (GO): cAMP-dependent protein kinase complex
Molecular function (GO): cAMP-dependent protein kinase regulator activity
Source: RefSeq, a predicted model, not a curated record